Salvia miltiorrhiza (redroot sage) is the source of this 1746-nucleotide messenger RNA. RefSeq names its product serine/threonine-protein kinase OXI1-like. Gene Ontology annotation, cellular component: plasma membrane; cytoplasm; nucleus. Gene Ontology annotation, molecular function: protein serine/threonine kinase activity; ATP binding. Gene Ontology annotation, biological process: protein phosphorylation. NCBI's taxonomy places the organism in Eukaryota, Viridiplantae, Streptophyta, Magnoliopsida, Lamiales, Lamiaceae. The transcript is spliced from 2 exons. Bases 354 to 1619 code for a protein of 421 amino acids. The record is from RefSeq and is a predicted model, not a curated record.
GAGAGAUAUUAGCCCAUUCCCUCUCUAACGACGUCGUGUCGUAAGGAUAUGCUUCAGCAUUUCUUCUUUACCACUCCCAUAUUCUUCUUCAGCAAGAAAGUUUUGACCCACCCCCCUAUUUACCAACCCCACACUAAGCAAAUUAUAUAUAUACGUCUGCGUGUGUGUGUAUAUAUAUAUAUAUUAUUUGGAGCUACUCAGAUACAAAUCCUAACUCGAACAAAAUCAACCUGACGAGUUCUCCGCAUUUCAAUUACGAUUCUCUGCAAUCUCUCUUCCCCCAAAAUAACGGCGAUUAGAUUUGUGUGAAUUUUGACGCAAUUGCUCGCAGCUGGUUGCUGGAAACCACCGACAUGCACGACGGCGACCCCCGCCACGGCGGCGAUGGAACGCUUGCACUCGACUUGAAGAAUCUGAAGGUGAUAUCGCCGCUCGGUAGGGGAGCUAAAGGCGUCGUAUUCCUCGUUCAGACGGAGAGUGGAGAAUUGCUCGCGCUCAAAGCAAUCCUACGAUCUUCCGUCGAGAAGAAGAAGAAAAUUUCGAGCGCCGGAGACGGCGGCGAGUACAGGAGGAUCUGCUUCGAACGAGAAGUGUUGGCGUCGUUUCACCAUCCUCUGCUGCCGAGACUCCACGGAGUUUUGGUUACUGAUAAGAUCGUCGGAUAUGCGAUCGAUUACUGCUCCGGCCGCGAUCUGCAUUGUUUGAGGAAGAAACAGACUGAGAAAAUGUUCUCCGAUGACAUCAUCAGAUUUUACGCAGCGGAGCUGGUGCUGGCUUUGGAGUAUCUGCACAAUUUAGGCGUCGUUUACCGAGAUUUAAAGCCCGAAAAUGUGAUGAUUCAGGAGAGCGGGCAUUUAAUGCUGGUAGAUUUCGAUCUCUCAACCAAACUCGCUCCAAAAUCUCCCGAAAAUCGCUCGGUCUCGUCCGAAUCGAAGCUGCAAGUGAAGAAGCCGAAGAAGAGGAAGAACAAAUUCGGUUUCUCGAUAAGGCGCCGCGACUCGGGGAUCUCGCCGGUCGACUCGGUUCAACGGGAGGAGCUCGAGUCGGACUCAGCGAGCACCGCGUCAGACUCGGUGGAGAAGUCGAACUCGUUCGUCGGCACGGAGGAGUAUGUGGCGCCGGAGAUCAUCCUCGGCGACGGCCACGACUUCGCCGUCGACUGGUGGUGCCUGGGCGUCAUGCUAUACGAGAUGCUCUACGGUACGACGCCGUUCCGGGGCGCCAACCGGAAGGAGACGUUCUACCGGAUCAUAACCCGUGCCCCGAAUCUGACGGGAGAAUCAACGCCGUUAAGGGACUUGAUCGCAAAAUUACUCGAGAAGGAUCCGAGAAAGAGGAUUCCUGUCCACGAAAUCAAGGGCCACGAAUUUUUUAAGGCAGUUGAUUGGGACUCAAUUACGGACAUGCCCCGGCCGCCGUUCAUUCCGGAGUUGACGGACGUCGAGGGCAUUGAUGGGAAUAAGGAAAUCGACGUAGAGAAAUAUGUCCAAGGCGUGUUCAAAGUUGGUGAGGACGAGAAAGUGGAGGAGCACAUGAAUUUUGAAGAUAGUAGAAACAAAAACGCGUGGGUUAAUAAUCAUCCCACACACAUUCAGAAUGACAAUUUUUUGAUUUUUUGAAUUUUUUACCAUACAUUGUGAUUAUUGAGAAUAUAUUUUGACAGAUCAUUAUUUUAUUAAUUACUUUAUAUAUUUGUAUAUAUAUUUCGUGGAAAAAGAUAUAUAUAUAAAUUAAAUCUCGAGUAAA